ACCAAAUUCCCCAACAAGCUAAACAGACACCGUAGGCGAGGCAGAGAGCGCAGGGCAGAGAGACGGGAGCUGUCACUUCACGAAAUAAACCAGUCCUCUUUUGCAUAGCUCCAUGAACAAACAACAAGCAAGGCUCAGCAAUCAUUCAGGCUACUGUAGAGGUUUUCUUUAUUCUUCUUCAAAGAGACGAAUAGACCCCCUUUUGGAUCCGUUUACUCUUAAAAACCGUCUAUCCAAACAAACACCUGCUUGAGGAGUUCUUUAUGCUCGGAUGAGCCACUUCACCAAGGGACUAUAAUUCCUACUUCAUGUGAACGAAUAGGUGCCGAUGAUAAUAAUGCUUCCUAGCCCUGUUAUUUCUGCCUCCACCACGCCGUUCUCAGUCAAGGACAUACUGAAGCUGGAGCUUCAGCAGCAGUCCCAGCAGCAGCGGCUCGCCUCACACCUUGGGCCGCCCCAUGAGUGCUCUCACCCGGUGUCGCAGCAGCAAUGCUUCGCCCUCCAGUCGCCCCCGUCUUGUAUGCUGGCUGGCAGAAACAGGGACAGUCCCAGCCCCGGGCUCUUGGAGAGAGAGGCGGGGAUGUCCUACCUGGGUAGUCUGGCCGUGCAGGAGCGGCUGAUGGAGACGGGUCUUGCCGGAGAGAUAUUCACUUCCCCGGGGCUACAGGGACACUCAGCCGACACCAGCCUGGAAGUUGAGCAGGAGGACAUAGACACCAAAUCAUGUGGCCUAAUAGGAGCGAGGGACUGCGAGGAGUCCACACAGGUGCACUCGGACUUGGAGAAACCCCCAAAACAGCAAAGGGCCCGGCGGAAACCACGGGUACUCUUUUCCCAGGCGCAGGUGUUCGAGCUCGAGCGGCGCUUCAAGCAGCAGCGUUACCUAUCCGCCCCGGAGAGGGAACAACUGGCCAACACUCUGAAACUGACCUCCACACAGGUAAAAAUAUGGUUCCAGAACAGGAGGUAUAAGUGUAAACGGCAGCGGCAGGACAAGACCCUAGAGAUGGCCGGACACCCACACCAUCCUCCCCCGCCUAGGAGAGUGGCAGUCCCGGUGCUGGUGCGUGAUGGGAAGCCCUGCCUGGCUGGAUCUCAGAACUAUAAUACAUCCUACACUGUUGGAGCGGCCAGCCCCUAUAGUUAUAAUGGCUACCCGGUUUACAAUAACCCGGUGUAUACUAACACUUACUCAUGCACGUACUCUAGCCUGCCUGCUCUAGCGCCCAACACUACUGCUAACGCCUUUAUGAAUAUGGGUCUUGGAAACCUGGGCGUGUCGCAAUCUCAGGCCCAAACACCACAGGGAACAGCCUGCCAAGGAACUCUGCAGGGCAUUCGGGCCUGGUAGCUGAAUGUGUUGAUCUCCAGUUGAAUAACAUUUGCUUUGUUGAUCAAGCGUUGAUGAAGUUGAUAACUAACUUACAGUAUUUUGGGAUAAGUAAAAACCUUUAUGUGUCCCUUGCAGCACAAUAAGGAUUUAUCGUUGAAAGUCGUCAUAUUGAGACACAUUUUGUUCAAAGAGAUUAGAUGUUUCAUCAUCAACGGCAAAAACGUGUUUUUAAAAGUUGGACUAUUCCAAAGUCACUGUUGGAUAUAGAUAUAUACUGUAUAUAUACUGUAUAUAUAUACUAUAUACAGCAUUGUAUACUGCCUAAAUCCCCAUGCGCAAUUUGGGAUAAACUAUUGGGUGCUUAUCACUCAGGAUGUGAAUGGCCUAUGCUGGCAAACAUUAGCAACGAUUAUAUCUGAGCGCUUUACUUAAAAAAUAUGACUUUACAUGUAGCCUACUACAAAUGAAAAAGGGGGCGUUACCAGUGAAAACCUCCUACAUCAUAUCAGGACAUCCCCAAAUAAAAGAUCCAAAAUCCAUGAGGAUUUUGUUUUGUGUAUACUUUUAAAUAAAAAUUUGAGAUGUAUCCUUGUGCACCUGAACAAUGCCUGCUGAUUAUGUUUUGUUGCUGAGGAAAAUAAAUAAUACGUUUUUAAAA
Oncorhynchus gorbuscha (pink salmon) is the source of this 1991-nucleotide messenger RNA. RefSeq names its product homeobox protein Nkx-2.5-like. Gene Ontology annotation, molecular function: RNA polymerase II cis-regulatory region sequence-specific DNA binding; DNA-binding transcription factor activity, RNA polymerase II-specific. The coding region runs from base 329 to 1351 and encodes 340 amino acids. Gene Ontology annotation, biological process: cell differentiation; regulation of transcription by RNA polymerase II. NCBI's taxonomy places the organism in Eukaryota, Metazoa, Chordata, Actinopteri, Salmoniformes, Salmonidae. The record is from RefSeq and is a predicted model, not a curated record. The transcript is spliced from 2 exons. Gene Ontology annotation, cellular component: nucleus.